AUGAUACUGGGGGAGCUCGGGAAGAGACGUUCUUUGGAGAGACAAAGGAUGGAUGAAGCAAGGUUGAAGGGUCUAUGGAGGGGCAUUCAGUUUGACCCACCGAAUUGGUCAUUGAGAAGGAAUUGGUCGGUGAGAAGAAUUUGGUCGGUGAGAAGGAAUUGGUCAUUGAGAAGGAAUAGGUCGGUGAGAAGGAAUUGGUCGGUGAGAAGAAUUUGGUCGGUGAGAAGGAAUUGGUCAUUGAGAAGGAAUAGGUCGGUGAGAAGGAAUAGGUCAGUGAGAAGGAAUUGGUCGGUGAGAAGAAUUUGGACGGUGAGAAGGAAUUGGUCAUUGAGAAGGAAUAGAUCGGUGAGAAGGAAUUGGUCGGUGAGAAGGAAUUGGUCGGUGAGAAGGACAACAGCCAUGCUGGGCAGGGAAAGAAUUUCCACUAUAAUACUCUUCUGCCUGAUUUUUAUUUCUGGGGUUCUCUAUAGGUUUCUGUGGAUAGAACCAUUUGGGAAAAUUCCUCCCCCUGCCCCUAAGGGGUAUCUUAGGCUGCAUUUGACUCCACAUGAUCAAUCUUCUUUAUCACUGGAGAAAGAACCUCAAACCCCAAAAAUGACCCAAAGCAAUGAAUCUUCAUCUUCUACAGCACUGGAACAAGAACUUCAGACCGUGAUGAAGGCGAUUGAGUGGCCUGAACCUCCAGGUCCCACAGAUUAUGAGUUUUCCACCAGUCCAAAUACCACAGAGUUCCACAUGCUGUUCCCACGUGCCACAUAUUAUGUUGGAGAGUAUGUAGAAGUUCUCAUCACAGCUCAGGACCACAAAGGCCGACCAAAAGCCUAUGGAGGGGAUUAUUUUCAGGCCAAACUGCACUCCCCAAUGCUGAAAGCAGGAGUCACCGGCUCAGUCACAGACCAUAGAAACGGCACCUACACGGCCUCCUUCCUACUGCUCUGGCCGGGGCAAGUGGAGAUCUCCAUAACACUUGUCCAUUCCACUGAGGCCAUAGCUGUCUAUAAAAUCUUGAGGAACACUCAUCUUGAAAAGGUCUUCUUCUUUGGGGCUAUUGGUGGGACUACAGAAAUAAUGGAGUGUCACGUGUGGCCCUGGCCUGGACCCAAUGUGUGUGAGUUUCGUGACCCAGACAGUGGAGAGACGUGGUACUGUGAGCAUCAGACCCAUAAUCCCUGCAGCGAGUACAAAGGGCACUUAGAAGGAAUCUAUAACCAUACCCUCAGGCCAGAGGAACCGAGACUCCUAGAUAAGCCUCUAAAGGAGAAACUCAUCAAAUCCAAAGUUGACCCAUUCCAUGUCCUGUCCUCCAACAACAAUUCAGAUAACAGAGGUGUUUGUUCUCCUGGUCUUCCAACGCUAGACCCUUCUGGGUUCUAUUACCAGGAUUUCUGGCAGUCCCGUGUUUGCAGGAACAGAGCUUUCCCCAGUCCAUCUGCAGUUACACAAUGCCUGGCUGGCAAAGCCAUCUACUUGUUUGGAGAUUCAACAUCUAGGCAGUGGUGGACAUAUCUGAAAGACUUCAUACCAUCUCUUUUGGAAAUAAAUCUGUAUGUGAAACUCCCAGGCACUCUACCGGGGCCCCUUCUGGCAGUAGACACAAAGCACAAGUUUGCAGUUCAAUGGCAAGGGCAUCAGACUGCACUAACCUUGGCAACUGGCGAUGAACAAGACCUUCAUUUUGUAGCAAAUGAAUUGGAUCGGUUGGGUGGAGAAGGGCUGGUGAUUGUCAUAAACUGCAUGGCCCAUUUUAUCUUAUACCCUGUAAAAGUUUACGUGAACAGGCUCCAUAAUAUCCGCGACUCUGUUCUCCGACUAAUGAAACGCAGUCCAUUGACCAAGGUCUUCAUCAAGUCUGGUAACACCGGAUACAAGUAUGCCUACGGCAGUGAUUGGCUGUCCCUUCAGUUGGACCUGGUAAUGAGGACCAUGUUCUCAGAGUUGCCUGUUACUGUACUGGACAACUGGCAAAUGACCUCCUGCCAUUACCUACCCCAGGACCUCCACCCUUCACCAGUCAUUGUCAAGAAUGAGAUUGAUCUACUGUUGUCAUUCAUCUGUCCAACAUGA
Messenger RNA from Xenopus laevis (African clawed frog), 2064 nucleotides. RefSeq names its product Neurexophilin and PC-esterase domain family member 3 like gene 6 S homeolog (gene nxpe3l.6.S). NCBI's taxonomy places the organism in Eukaryota, Metazoa, Chordata, Amphibia, Anura, Pipidae. The transcript has 8 exons. Bases 1 to 2064 code for a protein of 687 amino acids. The record is from RefSeq and is a predicted model, not a curated record.